Eimeria acervulina is the source of this 429-nucleotide messenger RNA. RefSeq lists its product as hypothetical. NCBI's taxonomy places the organism in Eukaryota, Apicomplexa, Conoidasida, Eucoccidiorida, Eimeriidae. The coding region runs from base 1 to 429 and encodes 142 amino acids. The record is from RefSeq and is a predicted model, not a curated record. The transcript is spliced from 6 exons.
AUGAACAAAAGCCGCGGCACCGUCGCAGAAAUGCGUAGGGACCCAGGCCUUGACAGCCUCCACACGCUUUUUCAAUUCUACACGCCAAAGGCUUCUGCCUCUGCAGAAGACGGAAAACGCAGUGGACUCGAGUCUGUUUCUAGAGCGAAAGCUAAACAGAAGAGAGGAGUUAUCCUUGAUGCAGACUCUUUAAAGGUGAAACUCUUCAAAAUGUUUGAUGCCGCGGGCGCUGCGGGUCUUCAGCUGAAGCAAAUUGCAGCGCAGACUCAGCAGCCUUUGUCCCAUGUGAAGGCUGUAGUAGAAGAAAUAGCAGAGCAGCGCAAGCGGCUCAGCGACAGGAAGGCAGUUUACUUCUUGAAGCAGCAAUACAGCGUGUACAGUGCUGUGGUAGAGGAGCAGCCGACACAGAAGAAGCUGAAACUCAAGUAG